AUGAGUCAGUCAAAUAAAUCAGCAUCUUCUGAACCUCCAGCUAAUGACAAUCGGAUAGGUCCAUUUGCUAUCGUACCAAAAUACGAUUGUCCUCAUUUGGGUGAAAAUGCUUACGUAUUACUUCAAUCGACUCAACAGCAAGAGGACCAACAACCGCCCUGCGUUGGUUGUAAUAGUAAGCAAGAGAACUGGGCAUGUCUACAUGGAGAUUGUAAUUACAUUGGUUGCUCUCGUUACCAACAAAAACACAUGCUAAAACAUCAUGAAUCAACCGGACAUAAUAUUUGUCUUAGUUAUUCAGAUCGAUCAGUCUUUUGCUAUGCAUGUGAUAGUUACAUUGAUAGUCCACAAUUGCAUCUUCUCAGUCGACAAUUGAAUCAACUUCUUUAUUAA
Molecule: messenger RNA, 393 nt
Organism: Rotaria socialis
Lineage: Eukaryota; Metazoa; Rotifera; Eurotatoria; Philodinida; Philodinidae
Source: the annotation of a GenBank genome assembly